AUGGAUGGUUUUGAGUGUUUCGAUGACAGUGAUGUUCAAGAAGAUUUUAAAGGACUUUUUUAUGGAUGCUAUAUUUUGUUGUCCCUCAACCCAAAGUUCCGUGGCAAAACUUAUAUAGGCUUUACUGUAAAUCCUAAGAGGCGCAUACGACAGCAUAAUGCUGGUUGUUUAAAAGGUGGGGCGAAGUCCACCGCUGGUAAAGGACCAUGGGAAAUGGUUUUGAUUGUUUAUGGGUUCCCAAAUGCGAUAUCUGCAUUAAGAUUUGAAUGGGCAUGGCAAAAUCCUAACUUAUCACGUCGACUCAAAGAUUCCCUACCAGUUAGAAAAUCAAGAGAAACCAGUUUUGACUACCGUUUACGCGUUUUAGCAUUGAUGUUAUGCUCAGGACCUUGGAACCGUUUGGGUCUAACUAUUCAAUGGAUCAAACAGUCAUAUGCACGUAAUUUAUCGGAAAAUUUGGUGCCUCCUCUUCACAUGCCAAUAGCCUUUGGACCCAUUGAACCAAACUGUUUAGAAAAUCCCGGCACUAAAAUCGCGUCAUUUGGUCUUUGUCAGAUUUGUAACAUUCCAUUUUCAGUUGAUUCUUCAGUACCACUUACUUGUCCAAGUUCUUGUCCUCUUGGUCAGUGGCACUUAUUGUGUCUAGCAAACUAUAUGACUCAGGCUGAAACUGUGCCUAAUCGUUUGGAAAUAUCAUACUUGAUACCUUUGUCUGCUUUAUGUCCUGCAUGCUUCAAUGCUGAACUUCUAUGGCCAUCACUUAUAAAAUCAUGGAAAAUGAAAACAAUCGCUUCUGAACAUUCUUGUUCGUCUACCAGUUUGUGA
Messenger RNA from Schistosoma spindalis, 825 nucleotides. The record is from the annotation of a GenBank genome assembly. Lineage: Eukaryota; Metazoa; Platyhelminthes; Trematoda; Strigeidida; Schistosomatidae.